CUCAGCUGUACUUUUAUUUCGAACGCAGAGACAUCUGAUCACGCAGUGCCACGCGAUGUCCUCAUUCACCAAAACACUGCAACGUCUAGCUACACAGAUAGGUCUGGUGUGCACACAGAGUCAGUCACGCUACGUGAGAGAGAGGAGAGAAGCGCAGAACCACCAGAGCAGACGACACACGGUAGCCAGCCAACACUGACUGUAGCUUGUCAUCAUGCACGCACUAGAUCGAUGUGAUGCAGCACGGAGAGAGACCGACAGCCCAGCCCAACGCACCACCACACCUCAAUGUGCACUGCACGCCAUACAGCACAGCAACGAAGACAAAAACACGGAUGGAUUCACACAAUACACAACAGAGACCUAUCUAUCGCCCUCGGGCGAACGACCGACAGCCACAAUCCCACUCAAUCACGCCUCCCCGGCCAGUCGACAGUGCUGCGACAGGCGACGCGACUGCUCGACAUGGGGGAGAUGCCCUCUGCCCCCUCUCUAGGCUCUCGGGCCCAGUUCUAGGCUUCUCUGCGCCUGGCUGACGGACGGCACUGCAGGCCGCAGAAGGCUGAACGUCAUGCCGAGACUCUGCUGCAAAAUGCGGAGCGACAUCCUCAGGUCUUGCUGCAAACGACACGCAGAGAAGCAGGACCUCGUGAGUCAGUCGAUGCUGUAUGUGUAGUUUUCGUGAGUCAGUCAGUACCAGCCAUGCCCCUCUCUUUGAUGGUAUGCGGACAAUGAUGGGCUUUUUCAUCACCAGGCCCAUCCACCCAAACACGCGAACCACAUCGGUGUCCUCAGGCGCCACAUUCAACACCGCUCCACCGUAACCGAUGAACUCCAGCGACUCAGCAGCAGCGUGGUCGAGGGCGGGUGAGUAUCUCGCCCUGAUGGCCGCGCGGAAACUCUGAACGUCCUCCACGCCCUUCAGGCGGACAAACUUGGGAUUGUGCCCGUACUCCAGAGCAACCCACAGCCCCCUUGGCCCUUCCUUCUCCUGCUGCUGGGGGCGGGUGAGAACAUUCCUCUGUGUCCUGCGGGGCGGCGGCGCUAUGGGAACACUCAACUGGACGAGUUGAGCGCCGGGAUGGGAGGGGCUGGUCGCUGUCGCUUGCGGGUCAAACCGCUGCACAUUCGCGAUAAAACAUCUGGCACUGGUGCGGCUGAUACCCUGCUGCACCAGGUCACACACGGUGAGUGUUCUAAACGCGUCCCAUGAUGUGAUCCGGAGCGCCAAGACCCCCUCUCGGAACUCGUCAGCCUGUGGAUUCGACCGCAGCACGUGAUCCACAGCCACCAGGAAGGAGGUGUCACUGUUGAGGUGACAAAGGCAAACACACCACACCACACCCCGGAAAGUCGCACAGUGAGUGAAGACAGACACCGUGUCUGUCGCUCUCCUUGCCUUCCCUCCCUUUGACUGACCUGAGAGGAUCCAGGAAACUCAGUGCGUAGACAACGGCUUUCGCAACACCCAGAGGAACACCAGCAGCGACAAAGUCCUCAGCGCUGACCCGUCUGAAGUCGCUCCACGACUUGAUGACAGCGGUGAACUGCUCACGAUGAGCAUGGAAGCUGGCGUAGGAUGGAUCAGCGAGAACCCGGUCAAGGGCAAUAUCAAACCGUGUCGAGGCCUCCUCCAAAGACAGAUCUUCGUAAAUCGUGUCAUCAGGAACAAUUGCAAGACGGGAGGAAGGUGACAGCGUCCAUCCACCCGCAAACAGGGAGAUGAGGAGGGCUGCGAUCUAGCGAGAACCCGUUUCACGGAGCCCGACCCCAUUGGUUCGGUUUCACGUACGCUCUAAUCCCGCCCGCACGUUUGGGGUGUCUGACAGCACACUUACCCCAAUGCCAACAGUUCUCGUCUUUCGGUUCACGUGUCAUGAGGGCAGCACAUGGUGACAGGUCCAUGGUAUGAUGUCCCCGUUGCCAUCGCCUUGCCCAGUGACACGCUCCCCGAAAGCCGAGAAGCAGGACGCAUCGCAGCGAAACCCAGGUCACACACAUGAAACUGUUUUAGUUAACGACUGUGUGUAGAUCCACACAGACUGACUUGUGCGUGGCAAAACCGACAGCUAGCGCAGCGGACAGAUGCGCGUGGAUGGAGUGAGUGGGAACCGCGUGACUGUGAUGGCGAAACCGACAGAAAAGAAAAAGAUAGAGCCCGUGAGUGACUGAGUGACUGAGUGAGGGAGCACACAGACUGUUGCUCGUGGUUUCGCCCGCAACACAGUGCCCUCAAAGAAAGUCAGAACGCAGAGAGGGAGACGAUCGCGAGAAAGCUUGC
Molecule: messenger RNA, 2281 nt
Organism: Vitrella brassicaformis
Lineage: Eukaryota; Vitrellaceae
Source: the annotation of a GenBank genome assembly